Zingiber officinale is the source of this 1096-nucleotide messenger RNA. RefSeq names its product 60S ribosomal protein L10a-like. The coding region runs from base 175 to 825 and encodes 216 amino acids. Gene Ontology annotation, biological process: translation. Gene Ontology annotation, molecular function: RNA binding; structural constituent of ribosome. Gene Ontology annotation, cellular component: large ribosomal subunit. The record is from RefSeq and is a predicted model, not a curated record. Lineage: Eukaryota; Viridiplantae; Streptophyta; Magnoliopsida; Zingiberales; Zingiberaceae. The transcript has 6 exons.
CAGCAGUGACCAUCCCUGGAAAUUUUAGGGUUCUAGGGUGGUCGCCUCCAAUUUCACAUUUCGCGAUACAUAAGUAGCGCGUUUCCUGCUCCCGUAGCGCUCCUGGAGGCGUUCGGCGAUCUUGUCCUACUAGCAGCUCCGAGGGUCGAAGAAACGAAGACGUACGCGUGAAAAAUGAGUAAGUUGCAGAGUGAUGUUGUGAAGGAAGCUAUCUCACAGAUUCUUGCUGAUUCUCGAGAGAAGAAACGGAACUUCACUGAGACAAUCGAACUACAGAUUGGUUUGAAAAAUUAUGAUCCUCAAAAGGAUAAGCGAUUCAGUGGUUCUGUGAAGCUACAACAUAUUCCACGCCCCAAAAUGAAAGUUUGCAUGCUGGGUGAUGCACAACAUGUUGAAGAGGCAGAGAAGAUAGGGCUUGAUUACAUGGACGUUGAGAGUUUGAAGAAGAUGAACAAAAACAAGAAGCUUGUGAAGAAACUUGCUAAGAAGUACCAUGCUUUCCUAGCAUCAGAAGCUAUCAUUAAACAGAUUCCUCGUCUUCUUGGUCCUGGUCUUAACAAGGCAGGGAAGUUUCCUGCAUUAGUUAGUCACCAAGAACCGUUGGAGGCGAAGGUAAAUGAGACAAAGGCGACGGUGAAAUUUCAACUCAAGAAGGUCCUCUGCAUGGGCGUGGCUGUUGCCAAUGUUGGCAUGGAGGAAAAGCAUAUUUUUCAGAAUGUGCAAACGAGUGUCAAUUUACUCGUGUCUUUGCUGAAGAAGAACUGGCAAAACGUGAGAUGCCUAUACCUGAAGAGCACAAUGGGAAAACCAUACCGUGUGUUCUAAGUGUUUUCUCCGGCAAUCAAGAGUAUGAAAAUUCUUAGGUAAAAGAUUUUGUUUAUCAAUCAAUAUGGAAGGACAAGUGAUAUCCAACAUCAAUUUCAGUUUUUUCGUAGUCUCUGAGUUGUCUUUAAAAAAUCUAUAUCAUGUUCGCGUUUGCAUUGUUAUAGUUUGCUAGAUCUUGCACCAAAUGUAACCUUAUUUGAAUGGUUUGCGAUUCAUGUUGAUUUUCUUGUUUCGUUUUAAUGUUGAUGACGAUGUGCUGCAGAUUUGUAUA